UCUCUAGGAACCAGGAUGUCACAGCUGCGUUCUCUUCUUUUAGUCCUUCUCAUGUUAACAAUCAGGUAUUCUUCAGCUUGUGGUGGCACUAGUGGAGGACUCGGCGUCAACGGACGAAAUGCAGAAAAUUCAAUUAGUUCUGAUCGAAUGAUUUCUUAUCCUUGGCAAUCGUGGAAUCCAUACGAUCCUUACCGGUCCCAGUACCAACCAAUUUCUCGAGCUCCUCAAGAUACUGUUGAAGUGGGUGGCAGUAUUAGUUCCUACCCUUAUCCUGGUAACAUCGACAGCUGCAGGUCUUCAUGUACCGGAGAGAAGGGCAAUUGCUUGGACAGCCAAACAUGUUCACUUGCAGGCGGCCGUGCCAGUGGCUCUUGUGCAAACGGCUUCGUCUGUUGCAUCAACGUCGUGAAUAGCUGUCAUAGUGGUUGGGCGCGACACGCUGAUACCGUCAUACUCAACAACACUUACUGGCAGUCUUCAUUGAGACCGAUCAAACCUUCAUCCAGUUGUUCAUUGACGGUAAAGCUGGACUCGAGAUGGCCGGCUGAAUUGCCACCUCCCAAUCCACCAACGCCCUUCUUCACGCCCGUCUGCCAAGUCCGUUUGGAUUUCCUGGUGUUUACAAUUUCCCAGCCGGAUUCGGAAUCCGUCUGCAGCGGGGACUAUUUUGAAGUGGCCGGAGCCACGAACACAGUACCCAAUAUUUGCGGAUUCAACGACGGACAGCACAUGUAUUUGCAUGUACCGAAUUCGGCCAUCGCGCCAACGGAUCUCCAACUUACGUUUAACUUUGGAUCGUCCAACAGCGAAGUCCGCGCAUGGAACAUUUUGAUUUCCAUGAUCCCCUGUGAUUCCCCAAAACUAGCUCCAUCGGAUUGCCUUCAGUAUUUCACCUCACGAACGGGAACCGUCCGUACGUUUAAUUGGCGAGACGUUACCGGGACAGCCACUCGCCAGUUAGCCAAUCAAGACUACAGUAUUUGCUUCCGUGCAGCUCCAACCUUUCCAAGGCAAUUAUGCCUAACACCGUGCACGGUGGUCACGACACAAAAGGCAUUCAGCCUUAGCACACCAUAUGCGGUGAUUGCUGGCGCUGCGACGAUAACUACUUCUUUACCCGUGGCUGAUGUUAGUCAAAUUGGAUCCCUCGAUUGCAAUAAUGACUUUAUCGUGAUUCCUGGCGGAUUCAAUAUCGGCAAUCCUGCACCAGUUCAGAAUAUGGCAUUUGAUCGUUACUGCGGAGAGAAGCUGAACGCCCUUCCUAGAAACAACGCUUCCACUACUAUUUGCACCACUGCAACGCCAUUUAGAGUGCUGUAUCGCACCAAUCGUGACGAGACGUUGACUUCCCCGACAGCGGAUGCUGCGCCCAAUUCCAUUCCUGUCAAUGGAAACCGUGGAUUCUGUCUCAAUUUUAGAGUUUAAUAAUGAUCGGUGAAUAGUGCUAUGAUUUCUUUCUGGUGGAAGUUUUUUAUUGAAAACGGUUGAUGGGAUUACACGUUAUGCAUACUUGGA
Molecule: messenger RNA, 1515 nt
Organism: Daphnia carinata
Lineage: Eukaryota; Metazoa; Arthropoda; Branchiopoda; Diplostraca; Daphniidae
Exons: 8
Coding region: 16-1425 (469 amino acids)
Source: RefSeq, a predicted model, not a curated record